Molecule: messenger RNA, 4188 nt
Organism: Pangasianodon hypophthalmus (striped catfish)
Lineage: Eukaryota; Metazoa; Chordata; Actinopteri; Siluriformes; Pangasiidae
Gene: cacnb2a
Product: calcium channel, voltage-dependent, beta 2a
Exons: 13
Coding region: 936-3005 (689 amino acids)
Biological process (GO): chemical synaptic transmission; regulation of voltage-gated calcium channel activity; neuromuscular junction development
Cellular component (GO): voltage-gated calcium channel complex
Molecular function (GO): protein binding; high voltage-gated calcium channel activity
Source: RefSeq, a predicted model, not a curated record
GCGAAGGUGCUGAGAGAACGCAGAAGAGAGGGACAAGAGAGAGAGAGAGAGAGAAAGAGAGAGAGAGGGACGAAAUACAGGAUGCAGCCCAUAACAACAUCAUAUGCAGAGAGUAGAGAGCUUGAGACACAUACACCCGGUGAGAGGAUGGAUGGAUAGAGACUCCAGGGCAGGGACCAAGUGAGAGUGGCUGACUGCAGCACCUGUGAGCCGCAGCAACAGCAUCAUUAGCAUCUGCAGCUCCACAAUCCUGGACCUGCUUUCUCAUUUCGCGGAGCAUGGCAGCCUGGCCUUGUUAAUUGAAUGAGGAUAAUACGAACAGCAGCCUGUGCAACAGCUUCUGCAGCCCCUCUUCAUUCAGCAUGCGCUGGGAGAGUGAGAGAACACGCUCAAGUGGAAUCACUGGCGGCCGUCGAAUACAGCAUAACACGAGCAGCGCGAAUCUCUGUUCUCACAGCAACAGCAGCCGUACAACUAACGCUCUUACUGUUAGCUCCAGCAAUAGUAGGGACAUCAGGUAGCACAGUAAUAAGGUUGCAGGGCAGGUGUAGCUUUUAAAAUAGCAACAGUGAAAGGUUGUAAUUUAAAAAAAAAAAAACAUAUCAGAGUAUCAGAGUAGCUCUAUUGCAAUGUUGCAUUUGUAUAAGUACAUUAAAUUACUUUUAGUGAUAGUUGUUGAUCUGUAAUUACUAUUUGUGGAAUACUCUAAAGGGAAUUCAGUGUUUUUUGCUAUAUUUACACUAGUAGUAGCAUCAAUAUCGUUGGUAUGAAGUGCUGACAUGCUUUAAGAUUUAGUUUAAGUGUGUAGUAAUUUGUUGUCAUCACUUUAGCAUAGUGAUUAGUGAGUGAUAGCUCCUGUUGUGUGAUUGUAGUUAGUGUGUCAGCUGUGUUUGUGGUUAUGGUGAAGAGAGCGAAGGCUCCAUCCAUUUUGGCUGAUGAAGGCCUCCUGGAUACGGCUGCUGAAAAGAGCAAAGGGGGGUCGAGUCAAGAACGAUAUUGGCGGUUCGGCAGACUCAUACACCAGUCGACCGUCUGACUCGGAUGUGUCUCUAGAGGAGGACAAAGAGGCACUGCGCAGAGAGGCUGAGAGGCAGGCCCAGCUCCAGCUCGAAAAGGCCAAGACAAAACCAGUAGCGUUUGCUGUUCGCACAAAUGUUAGCUACAGUGCUUCCCUCGACGAUGAUGUCCCCGUGCCUGGCAUGGCCAUUUCAUUUGAAGCUAAAGAUUUCCUACAUGUAAAAGAGAAGUUCAAUAAUGACUGGUGGAUUGGCCGCUUGGUGAAAGAAGGAUGUGAGAUUGGUUUCAUCCCCAGUCCAGUGAAAUUAGAAAACCUUCGCAUCCGCCAGGAGCAACGAGCCAAACAGAGCAAAUUCCACUCCAGCAAACUGGGGGCUAACUCCUUGUCCAGUUUAGGGGACAUUGUCCCAAGCUCUCGAAAGUCUACUCCUCCCUCCUCAGCCAUUGACAUAGAUGCUGUGGGUUUAGAGUCGGAGGAGCCUGAACCUCCUCCUCCUCCCCAGCAGCGUUCUCCUAAAGCCAGCCCAAACCAAGUCAUAUCCACUUUAACCCGUGAGAAACGAAUGCCCUUCUUUAAGAAGACUGAGCACGUCCCCCCAUAUGACGUGGUGCCCUCCAUGAGGCCCGUGGUCCUGGUGGGACCCUCACUCAAGGGCUAUGAGGUGACAGACAUGAUGCAGAAAGCGUUAUUUGACUUUCUGAAGCACAGAUUUGAGGGAAGGAUAUCAAUCACUCGGGUAACAGCAGACAUUUCUCUUGCCAAGCGAUCUGUCCUGAAUAACCCCAGUAAACAUGCCAUCAUUGAACGCUCCAACACACGUUCCAAUCUUGCUGAGGUACAGAGUGAGAUUGAGAGGAUCUUUGAGCUGGCACGCACGCUGCAGUUGGUGGUUCUGGACGCUGACACAAUAAACCAUCCAUCUCAGCUGAGCAAGACUUCACUUGCACCAAUCAUCGUCUACGUCAAGAUUGCCUCUCCAAAGGUGUUACAGAGAUUAAUAAAAUCUAGAGGAAAGUCUCAGGCGAAACACCUCAAUGUGCAGAUGGUGGCAGCAGACAAACUGGCUCAGUGCCCUCCGGAACUUUUUGACAUCAUCCUGGAUGAGAAUCAGUUAGAGGACGCCUGUGAGCACAUGGCCGACUAUCUGGAAGCUUACUGGAAAUCCACACACCCGGCCAGCUGCACUCCGGCCAAUCCUCUCUUAGACAAACUCACUGCCACCCAGUCAGCCACUCCUGAGCCUCUGUCUAGUCUGCAUCUGCAGGGCACAGGGGGCGCCCAGAAGGCCGAGAAGUCACUAGACGAGAGGAAGAGCUCUCUAGAAGAUCAUCACCAUCACCACCACCAUCACCGUCACCACCAUCGCCUGCAAAAGCAAGAGAGCCUGGACCAAGCUGAGGAAGACGAUCCUCAGGAAGAGGCUGUUAAAGAACAGAGAGUCUUACGGAGUGAGCGAAGAGCACCGCACAUACACCACCGCUCUUCAUCCACACGGACCGAACACCACAAUCACCACCAUCACCAUCAUCACCACCACCAUCACAGUCACACAGCACGCACACUCUCCAGGCAAGAGACGCUGGAGAGCAGAGACUCUGCAUGUGCAGAGCCACACACCACUCACACACACUCAGAUCUGCCCACACACUCGCAUACACGCCACACAGGGGAGGAAGACGAAGAGGAUGAGGAUGAGGACGAGGACGAGGAGGAAGAGGAGGGGGAGGAGGAUGAGGAGGAGGAGGAGGAGGAGGAAGAGGAAGAUCAGCCUGUUCAACAUAACCAUCAUCACCGCCAUCAUCAUCAUGGAAAGGAAGGAAGAGAAAGAGAGCGAGAGCACGAUCACAGUGAACGUAAUGGCCGGCAACGUGGACAGCAGAGAUCACAACGAGAACGCUAUCAUGAGCGCGAAAGGCAACACUCUACUGAAGGAGAAGAGAAAAAAGAAGAAACAGACUGGGAGACUGAUCCCUACAUAGAGCAGUAACGCACAAAGACACACACCCAUGGACUGCACUGAACAGACAAAACAUACACCUUUAUAAAAGCUAGAUACAGGUCCAGAAUUAUUGCCAACCUUGAUCAAUGUUAGUGAAAACAAACAGGGAACAUUUAAAGGUGCAGUUUGUAAUGUUUAAAUGUGUUUCAGGCCUAUAAUAAUUAGAUCAUUUCAAAGAUAUGUUAUAGAAACUGUGAUGUGCAAUAUUGCCAUGUGAUUGAUUUGGCUAGUAUCUUCAUUUCAGGCUUCUCUUUACAUUUUUCGAGCCUGGAAAUGAGCUCCACCUCCCAAGCCGGAAAAAAGCAACACAUGAUGGAAACAUAAUUUUAGGAGAGGGAGUUUAGAGGAAGAGAAGGCUCAUCAGUGUUUUCAUUGAUUCAUUGUGAUUGACCUCACAUACAGCAGAGGGCUUGAAUAAUUACAAACUGCUCCUUUAAUACUGAGAUAUGUUGUUUUGUAAUGUUCUAUCUUGUUGUCAUUCUGGCAAACCAUAAAAGUUUGGCAAUGUUGUUAUAAAUCAAUGGAAUAAACAAAACAUCUUCAAAACAGAAAGUUAGGCACAUUGUAUACCCUCCUGGAUACUGUGUCUAUCAUUCCAAAUAUUAUUAUAGUGCACAUUUUGAGGGAUUAUGGGUUACUUGUCCAUACAGAGACUUUUAGUGUUGUGCCUAUGAACUGCCAAAAUCUGUGGCUAUGGUUCUUUUUGUACUUUUAGGCUGCCAGGACUGAGUAAUCAAAGCAUCAACUAGUCAAAAAUUUAAGUUUCUUUGAAUGCCACAAACACCAGUGGUGUAGAUGACACAUGGGGUCAAAUUUCUGUUUUGGUCUCAUCUGCCAUAUGUUCCAGUUCACUUUAGGUUCAGGCUCAUUGCAAAGAAUAAAUAUGUAGUAAUAGAAAUUAAGAUAUAGAAAAUAGAAAAUUACUAGAAAAUUAUGAAGCUAAUAAUGCUAAUUCUGGGCCUGUCACACCUCACACAUAUACACACAUACACCAUGUGCUGCUAUCCUGCCCUCUGGACUUUUGGCUCUCUGUUACUAUGCCUCCUUUGUAAAGACUGGUGUUUUUAAAGAUGACUACAUUAUUGUAAAUAAGAUAUAGGUAUCCAUGCAUACUUGUUCUAUCAGUGUGUGGACACGUGAAUAUUAAACAAUAAAUAUGAGUCAUUAAUAA